AUGUUUCUUUCGAAAUGUUUAGCAUUAAUAUUUUUAUAUUGUACAGUUCAAAGCCAACUCAGGAUAGAUCCUUUAGUUCAAACUAGUGUCGGUUUAAUAAAAGGUUUAAGGGCUGAUGAUGGCGAUUACUCAAUGUUCCUUGGAAUACCGUUUGGACAAGUUGAUGUGAAUAAUCCCUUUGGAGUCGCAAAACCUUAUCCAGCGUUUGAAAAUACUUUCGAGGCAUUCAAUGACUCAACAGCAAUCAUACAAAGUGCUACAUCCUUAUCACCUAUUUUUAGAGAGCCACUUAAGAAUGCGCCAAUAGUACUUGCAGAAUUUUUAGGCUAUCCGACCAAUGAUAUGGAUGAAGCUCUUAAUUUCUUAGUGGAGACCGACAGUCAAUUAGUUAUGGCUGCUGUUAGGAAUUUAGGGUUGGAUAGUUUUUUCAGGCCUUGCAUCGAAAAAGAGUUCGAUGGUGUCGAAAGUUUCCUAACAGAGAAUUGGAUUACAGCUAAAAUACCUAAAAUUAAAAAUAUUCCUAUCCUGAUUGGCUUCAAUAGUGACGAACAGUAUUAUAAAUAUACGUCUGAAAAUGACGAAUAUUAUCAGAACCUUAAUAUCUUUGAGACCGUUCUUCCUUUAGGUUUUGAUGCUGACGCUGAUGAAUUUAAUGGCAUGAAAGAUAUCGUACGUCAUUUUUACUUUGCUGAUGAACCAAUAAGUGCAACAGUCAAACAGGGUGUUAUCGACUUCGAUUCAGACUUUAAUUUCGUUCAUCCAACUUACAGAAGCAUUUCAAAGUAUUUAGAUAACGAAGUGGGAAAUAUAUUUUUGUAUGUAUUUUCAUACGUCGGUGAAAGGAACUAUUUAAAGGAUUAUUUAAAUAUAUCCGAGGCUACAGGUGCGGCUCAUUGUGAUGAAACUGGCUAUUUAUUUGACAUAUUUUAUAUGAAGACUAAACCAAUAACCCCUGAGGAUCAAGUAAUUAUUGAUCAAAGUACCACAAUGUUAGCCAACUUCGUUAAGUUUGGUAACCCCACACCUGAAGUAUCGGCACUGCUUCCAAUACAGUGGACUCCAAUCACCAGCAAGUCAAUGACACCUGCGAUGAACAUUGAUUCUCCCUUAAAACUUGAGAAUCGGCCUUUUAAUGAACGUGUCACUUUCUGGGAUCUUUUUUAUAGAGCAAAUGCAUAUCUUCAAAUAGCUUAUCCUAGUGCUAAAGUUUCCCUUACUGACAACUCCUAA
Arctia plantaginis is the source of this 1230-nucleotide messenger RNA. The record is from the annotation of a GenBank genome assembly. NCBI's taxonomy places the organism in Eukaryota, Metazoa, Arthropoda, Insecta, Lepidoptera, Erebidae.